Molecule: messenger RNA, 609 nt
Organism: Dryobates pubescens (Downy woodpecker)
Lineage: Eukaryota; Metazoa; Chordata; Aves; Piciformes; Picidae
Gene: LIN28A
Product: lin-28 homolog A
Exons: 4
Coding region: 1-609 (202 amino acids)
Molecular function (GO): zinc ion binding; nucleic acid binding
Source: RefSeq, a predicted model, not a curated record
AUGGGGUCUGUUUCCAACCAGCAGUUUGCAGGUGCGAAGCCGGGCGAGGAGCCGGCCGGAGACUCCCCCAAGGCGGAGAACGAGCCCCAGCCGCUGCACGGCUCCGGCAUCUGUAAGUGGUUCAAUGUCCGCAUGGGCUUCGGCUUCCUCUCCAUGACCGCCAAGGGCGGCGCGACCCUGGACUCCCCUGUCGAUGUCUUCGUGCACCAGAGCAAGCUUCACAUGGAAGGCUUCCGCAGCCUGAAGGAGGGGGAAGCUGUGGAGUUCACCUUCAAGAAGUCCUCCAAAGGCUUGGAGUCCAUCCGGGUGACCGGCCCCGGGGGGGUCUUCUGCAUCGGCAGCGAGAGGAGACCCAAAGGCAAGAGCCUCCAGAAGCGCAGAUCCAAGGGAGACAGAUGCUACAACUGCGGCGGGCUGGACCACCACGCCAAGGAGUGCAAGCUGCCCCCACAGCCCAAGAAGUGCCACUUCUGCCAGAGCAUCAGCCACAUGGUGGCCAACUGCCCGGCGAAAGCACAGCAGUCGCCCAGCUCGCAGGGCAAAGCUGCCUGCGGCCGAGAGGAGGAGGAGAUGCACAGCUCCGCCCUGCUCCCCGAGCCCCGCGAAUGA